AUGCUGCCGUGGAAGAAGCACAAGUUUGAGCUGCUGGCAGAGGCGCCUCCUCGGCAGGCGGCCAAGCCCAAGGGCUAUGCCGUGAGCCUGCACUAGUCUGUGCUCAGCUCACUGGCGCGGGCUUGCCCCGAAGGCGCGCUCAGCCGGGUGGGCAGCAUGUUCCGCUCCAAGAGCAAGAAACUGCACAUCACCAGUGAGGACCCCACCUAUACGGUCCUCCACCCGGGCAAUGCCACCACUAUCCAGGCAUGUGGCGACGGCUGCACUGAUUUAGCAGUGGGCAAAAUCUGGAGCAAGAGCGAAGCGGGCCGUCAGGGCACCAAGAUGAAGCUGAUGGUGAGCGCUCAGGGGAUCUGCAUGGUCCACGCCGAGGAGCGCGCGCUGCGCCGCCCAGGCCAUCUCUACCUGCUGCACCGCGUCACCUACUCCGUGGCGGACGCAUGGCUGCCCAAGGUCUUCGCCUGGGUUUACCAGCAUGAACUGAAACACAAGGCGGUAAUGCUGCGCUGCCACGCUGUGCUUGUGUCCAAGCCAGAGAAGGCACAAGCCAUGGCCCUGCUGCUGUACCAGACGUCGGCCAACGCGCUGGCCGAGUUUAAACGCCUCAAGCGGCGGGACGACGCGCGUCACCAGCAGCAGGAGCUGGUGGGCGCACACACCAUCCCUCUAGUACCGCUGCGCAAGCUGCUUCUGCACGGACCUUGCUGCUACAAGCCGCCAGUGGAGCGAAGCCGCAGCGCGCCCAAGCUCGGCUCCAUCACCGAGGACCUACUGGGCGAGCAGCAGGAGCAGGAGCUGCAGGAGGAAGAAGAGGAGCACCCCGAUGUCUGCCCAGAGAGGGAGGAGGAGGAGGAGGAGGAGGAGGACGACGACGACGACGACAGAGCUGUGGAAGGGCUCAACGCAGAGGAGGAAGCUGAGACACAGGGGGCACUGGUUGUGGCCAUGCAUUUCGAAUGCGGGGACUUGCUGGACACGCUGGAGAGCGGCCGCGAGGAGGCGCUGCGGGGUGAUGGGGUCUCGUUGGGCCCCGGGGCUGGGUCGUCGUCGCUGCUGCUGGGUAGCGCCGCUGACAUGAAGGCCGAGUUGUCGCAACUCAUUAGCGACCUGGGCGAGCUCAGCUUCGGCAACGACGUGCGCAGCCUGCAGGCGGACCUGCGUGUGACGCGCUUGCUGUCGGGCGAGAGCACCGGCAGCGAGAGCUCCAUCGAGGGGGGGGGCCCGGACGCUACCUCCGCUGCUCCUGGGGACCCGUCGGGGACAGCCGAUGGCGCCCAUCCUGACGAGCCCCACUCAGACUGA
This is a messenger RNA of Elephantulus edwardii (Cape elephant shrew), 1302 nucleotides long. It is a transcript of the gene FAM43A, whose product is annotated as family with sequence similarity 43, member A. The record is from RefSeq and is a predicted model, not a curated record. Lineage: Eukaryota; Metazoa; Chordata; Mammalia; Macroscelidea; Macroscelididae. The transcript has a single exon.